UGAGUAGGGGUGAGUAGGGGUGAGGGUGAGUAGGGGUGAGUAGGGGUGAGUAGUGGUGAGGGUGAGUAGGGGUGAGGACGCAGCCCAUGGCGGUGACUCUGGUGGCGCUGUUCGGCGCCACUGCCGGAGUGGGUGGCGAGGCGCGGGGCUCGGACGAGGCGGACGCGGCGCUCGUGGCGUGGCGCUGCGUGCGGCCACAGUGCGGACAGGUGGGUGAGGUCCACCGCCUGCUCGUGCGCCCCUCCGACGUGGAGCUGGGCGAGGAGUGCCGCGAGGAGACCGGACUCUCCCCGCGCGACCUUGAACGCGCCCCCCUCUUCGGCGACGUCAUACAGCAGUUCCAGGAAAGUGUGAGCAGGGAGCUGCAGCUGGAGAAGGACGCAUCCUUCUGCCUCUGCGUGGACGGGCCUUUGUUUCUCCGACAAGUGUGCCAUCCAGAGGCCUCUAGAAAGGUGUGGCGCUCAUCGUGCAAGGAAAUGGGCGUCUCUCUCCCACACUGCUUCAACUCCUACUAUGACCUCCGCAAAGAGUUCGCAAAAUGCUGCUCCACCAGCCAAGAGAUCAACAUCUGGACCAUGGCUGAUGCACUGGGGGUGACGCGCGACGCCGACGCGGAGUUCGGAGCAGCGGAGGCGGCGGCCAUGAGCAAGAUCAUUCUGGCGCUGGCCGCGUCCCCCUACAAUCACAAGUUCUCUAACCCAGAGGAAGUGAUGAGUCAAUUUGAGUCAGGAAAUUGCAGCCAUUACAACAGUGUGCAUGGUGACACGGUGGUGCGUGUGCGGGGGCUGCCCUGGCAGUCGUCCGACCAGGACAUAGCUCUGUUCUUCAAGGGCCUUAACAUCGCCAAGGGAGGAAUCGCCCUGUGCUUGAACCCGCUGGGCCGGCGCAACGGCGAGGCGCUGGUCAUGCUGCAGGACGAGCAGCAGAGAGACUUGGCGCUCAGCCGGCACAAGCACCACAUGGGCUCGCGCUAUAUCGAGGUCUAUAGAUCUUCUGCAGAGGAAUUCUCAAAGAUAGCAGUUGGCGCGUCGAGUGAGGUCUCGCAGUUCCUGGCGCGCGAGGGUCAGGUGAUCGUGCGUAUGCGGGGGCUACCCUUCGCGGCCGCGCCCGACGAUGUGCUGGCCUUCUUCGGCGCGGCGUGCCCCGUGACGGCCGGCCGCCAGGGCCUGCUCUUCGUGCGCCACCCUGACGGGCGGCCCACAGGCGACGCCUUCGUGCUGUUCGCCGGCGAGGAGUGCGCGGCCGCCGCGCUCGCCAAGCACCGCCACAUGCUGGGCAAGCGCUACAUCGAGCUCUUCCGCAGCACGGCCGCCGAGCUGCAGCAGGUGCUGAACCGCGUGAUGUCGACGCCUCUGCUACCUGUGGUCCCCGCGCUGCCGUCGCCAUUCCCCGGAGGGCCGCUGUGCCCCAGCGGGCCGCUGACCCCGGGAGGGCCGCUGACCCCGGGAGGGCCGCUGACCCCCGGCGGCGCCCAGCGUGACUGCGUACGCCUGCGCGGCCUCCCCUAUUCCGCCUCCAUCGAGGAGAUCCUCGACUUCCUUGGGGAGUUCGCCGGCGAUAUCCGGCCCCAGGGCGUGCACAUGGUGUUCAAUCAGCAGGGCCGCCCGUCGGGCGAUGCGUUCAUCCAGAUGCGUGGUGCGGAGCGCGCGGCGCUCGCGGCCCAGCGCUGCCACCGCCGUUCGCUGCGGGAGCGCUACGUUGAGGUGUUCGCCUGCUCCGCAGACGAGAUGAGCGUCGUGUUGCUGGGUGGCUCGCUCAACAGCAAUGGCCUCUCCCCACCACCGUGCCUAUCGCCGCCGGGCAUGCUCACCUUCCCGCCGCAGGGGCCCAUGUUCAGGCCCGAGGCUGCCCUCUUCCCGCACCCGAUGCUGCUGGGACCGCCGCGCCCCCCUCCGUGCGCCCCGACGGGCGGCUUCUAUCAGCCGGCUGCGAGCACGCAGCUCUUCAUGAACUACACGGCCUACUACCCCAGCCCCCCGGUGUCGCCGAGCACCAUGGGCUUUUUCCCGUCGCCCCCCGGCAUGGCGCUGCCCCCACAGCCUGGCGCUGUGGUGCGUAUGCAGGGACUGCCUCAUGGGGUUGGGGUCAAGGAUGUCCUGGGUUUCUUCCAUGGGUACCAGGUUAGCGCGGACUCGGUGCUGCUGCUGUACGGGCUGGGCGGGCAGCUGAGCGGCGAGGCGCUGGUGUCGUUCCCAUCGGUAGACUCGGCGCGCCAAGCAGUCGCUCAUCUGCAGCACCAACGAAUGGCUGGCCAGGCCAUCCAACUGCACCUCGCCUGAGCCUGCCGCGGCUUCAUCGCUUCAGCUCUGUCUCUGUUAAACUAAAGAAAUUGGAAAGCUCUGCCUCAUCUCCUGUCAUGGUAUAGUCUUCUGUACGCUGCCGGACCUGCCUUGGGAUUCCACUGUAGGUCUAAUCUUCACAGGAUGAUGGGCCACUUUUGCUUCCAUAGGUUUUUUUUUGCUGAUGCGCGCACAUUACUGCUCCCUUGUAUUCAUGCUACAUUUUAAACACCCAUCGUUUUAGAAUCAUGGUUCAUGUAUGGUCUGGCAGCACUCAAAGUUGGGUGCUCCUGGCUAUGCAUUCAUAUUCCUCAAUUACAAAAACCUGAGAUUUGGAUUUGACCAAUUUGCCGUCAUGUGAGUAAUUGGCUGCUAUCUGCAGCCGACCAGCUGUGCUCCGCUAUUGCGACUGGAACACUAAUAGAUGGUAGAGUAGUCCAUUGUGUUAAGGCCCUCAAGCCCUUCUCAACGUGGCCAGCACUUUCGGACAUACACGUGUUAUCCUUGCUAAAUUUCAGUGAUUGAAACCUCCUUUUCCACACCCAAUUGUCCUCGGUUAUGAACUCGCUUUUGCAGUCCCAUGUCCCACUCAAAUGCAGAACAUAAAAAUUGAAUCAGCCUUAAUGCAGUCCAUUCGCCUCCUUUUGUUAUUUGUUUUCUUACAGAUUUUAAUGCCGCCACCAGAGGGGAUUAUGGGAAGUCAGCCUCCUUGUUCAUCCUCGCGGCACUGCCAGGGCCGCCUACUUGACUGGUUUCAUUAGACAAGCUUCUGAUUGUCCUCCUCUGCUUAUUGGAUAGUUUUCACAUACUGUGAACACCUUGACACGAACGAAAACUGGUUUAGGGCAAUCAUCAAUUAAAACGUUACAGAAACCCAAAGCACCUAAUUCUUUGUGGGUUAUAAUUCGCAACGCUUUGAGAAAAAUAACGAAUUUAAUAUUUUAGGAAUAUUUUUUUAAAUGUUGCUAUUCACUUUACUUCACAAGGACACCAAGCGUCAUCUCUAAAUAUAUUGAAAUUAAGUAUGCAAGGAAAAGACUUAACAUUUCCUAAAAAAAAUGUGAUUGCUGACUUGUGCAUGAAUACUGCAAGGUGAAAUGUACCGAUGAUGUGUGAAUUCGGAAACUCCUCUCCUCUGCCACUUUAGCCAUCGACAUUGCAUUUACACAAACAUGUCGAUGUACCCUGGUACAGUUGUUCAAACGCCAGCAGGUAUCAAUAAAGCAUCUUAAAAGCAAAAAAAAGUAAAAUUAUUUAGAAGCAUAUGGUACCUAAUUGUUACGACUUAAUUUUCCCCAAAAUUAUGGCAACGGCGAUAGAAAGUGCUGCGGAGCACUGGGCCGCAGCCGCGUGUUUCGGUGCAACAGUGGAGACUGGAGGCCACAGGCGUUGCCUGGCUGUGUUACUAGGAAAAUAACUCGUGACCCGGCAAGAUACUGUAAUUCCAGUCGUCCUCCCUUAAGUCCACUUUUGUUUGCAAUGUAAAUGUUGACUUAAGAAGUAAAUAGUUACAGUGGACUGAUAGUCAUAUAUAUUAAGAUCGGCAACUAAUAAUGAUUUAUAUAAUUAGUUGUAUUUGGUCGUGAAUUAAUGGUAUUGAAAGCAUGUUUUGUUCGUAUUUGUAAAGUUACUGAUUCAUCAAAAUUGGCUUGCCACUUUGUGUAACAAAGGCACUCUUGGGGUUUCUGUAGCGGCACGGCUUACAAUUAGGAUCUGAACAAUUGGACACUUUCACGAUUCAUAAAACAUUUUUUAGUUAGGCGACGUAAUUAUCUGACCAAAUUCUAUAUCAUGAGAAACCCUUCACCACCGGAUAGACAAACAGUUUACUGGUGAGCUGAAUCAAUAAUGGCCCAUAAAGGCUUAUACACAUGAUAAUUCUGAUGAUGAAUUCCUAUUGAAGGUUAAAUCAAUACAUGCCACGCCAAAAAAAUAAUAGGAAUCAUAAUAUUGUCUAUGGAAAUCUACACGUUGACCAAGUGCUAUGUUUUUAAUGUCUUCGUAAUUUGUAGCUCUGAUUUGUGUACAGUUGAUCGAAAAAAGAAGAGGCGGUGUGUUAAAUGAUUGAAGAUGGCUUUUCUAAUGGUAUCUGUUUAUUGGCUGCCAUGUUGGAAUUUGCUGCUCUGGAUGUGAAUGACGAGCCAAUUGUGAAGAUCAUGGAAGUUGCACAGCCUUCUCUCCACUUCUCUACAGCUGCUGCAUUCAGUUUCUGAUGAAGGAUGCAAUAUGACCUUCCUUCUAGCGUGUGCCUUCUCGUGAAUAUUAGGUUAUAUCAACACUUAACAGUUUUAUUUUUUCUCAUUGGAUUAAGGUUGAGCGUAUGUUUCAAGAAUGUAUCCUGGGGCAACUUAGCUCACCCUUUUGACUAAUUUUCACUUAAUGUUAAUGUUUAAUUAUUAAUUAAUUAAAGUGCAGUGUUGCAUAUUUAAUAAUUUAUAGGCCUCUAAUGUCAAUGCAUAGGCCUCAUUUAUUUAAUGCAAUUGCCAAAUUGUCAUUUUUUUUGUAAGAAACUAAAAGUAGGGGGAAAAAGCAACGUAUAAGUUUGUAAACGGAAAAUACCGCAAAUGUAUAUGUUGUAAGUUUAUGCAACAGUUUAUUUCUUAUACAGGAUGGAUGUAUUUUGCUCUUGAGAACAACAUUGGCCAAUGUCGUACCCUGCACGUGAAUGGAUUGUGGACUGAACGCUACACAUUGUGAAAUGUAGCCAUAAUAUAUUUCGGCCAAACUAUAUUCUUGGCAAAAUGCAAGCCCAGUAAUGCUGGACUGAGUGCACGGAAACCUGGUGCAGACAUCGGCCUUCACUGGCUGUACACGCUCUUAAAUGCGUGUAGAAGACAAAUGUGCAGCUUAGUUUAUUACAGAUUGCAAUUCAUGGGUGCACUAUAGCCAUAAUACACGACUGCCUCUAUUGUGCCUGCUAGACAGCAGCUUGCUCUUGCAAACUCUGUUGGGGCCUCUUGACAAUGGUGGUGUUAAAGGAAAUGUCUUAUGAAAGAACAGCACCAAGUUGACCAAAAGGCGGCACAGAAGGUAAAACAAAACGAAGAGCGCAUUUACCCACCGUAAUACUACAGACUGCCUUGAAAGCCUUGCGUUCGUUGUCAUUUUGGUGCGAUGGAUUGCAUGAUGUGGCCGGCUGGCUCAGGAGGCCGAUGCUCAGGUUGUCGAGCACUGCAUCUGCACCCGUGUCCUGGGCUGCUACUCAGAAUUUUAAUAAAAUUAGGUCCCCAGGUGAAGUUUGAUGAAUUGGCUCAGUCCAACCACCCAUUACUGCACCAACUCCAUCAUGUAAAGUAGCUUUUGGUUUAAAUGUAUAAAGCUUUGCACUCUUUACUCAAAAGAUUUGAUGUGUGCACAUUAACCACUAGAGGGCAGUCUGAUGCUUGUGUAAAACAGACCCUUUAAGAGAUAUUCGUUGAAUCUUGGCGUUUACCUCCAGGUUAUUCCAUACCAUGAUGGCUGGUUCUGCUAUGGUGUAGGCAUCAGGAAUGGAAUGUUUCACAUGCAAGCAAAUUCUGGGUGAAUUAAAAUUACAAUGGUUUUCUCCGAGGUGACUGCUGGAUCCAUCGGCUACAAACAGGCCUCACAGUCCUUCCGCAGCAUCCUUCGUGCCAAAAUCGCAUUAUGUGGGCUUGGGUGCAUGUUCUCCAGAAUGGACAAAAAAUUCCCCAGAGAAAACAUAUGCAAUUUGUAAUUUGGUUACAAGAAAUAUAAUAGUUCUGAACUGUUACUUUGUGCUUAGUAAAAAAAUAUGAUGGCAAUGUCGAUGCGUUUGUUUUCUACUUGACGUUUGGAUAGCAGGUGAUUAAAAGCGAGUAUUCUGA
Petromyzon marinus (sea lamprey) is the source of this 6103-nucleotide messenger RNA. RefSeq names its product epithelial splicing regulatory protein 1-like. Lineage: Eukaryota; Metazoa; Chordata; Hyperoartia; Petromyzontiformes; Petromyzontidae. The record is from RefSeq and is a predicted model, not a curated record. Gene Ontology annotation, molecular function: RNA binding.